UUGCUAGUUUAUCUCCUUCUCUCCCCUCUAUAUAUUUUUAACUCUCACUUUUCUAUCUCAAACCAAAAGUACUCUUAAAUAAAAUAACAAGAAAUGAUAGGGGAAGAAGAAAAAAGUAGUAAUAAGUUGGAUUUUGAGGAGACAGAAUUAAGGCUAGGGUUGCCUGGUGGAGGAAGAAAAAAUGCUCAUGAUGAUAAUGAUACUUAUAAUGUUAAUGGUAAAAGAGGUUUUGUGGAUUUGAAGCUCAACCUUUCUUCUGAUAUUAACAACAUUAAGAAUUCAACACUCAAAACCCCAGCUGCCAAGACACAAAUUGUGGGUUGGCCACCAGUAAGGUCCUUUCGAAAGAAUAUUUUGACUUCCCAGAAGCUUGGCCAAGAGAGUGACAAUAUUUUAGUGAAGGUGAGCAUGGAUGGUGCACCUUACCUUAGAAAAGUGGACUUAAACAUGUACAGGAGUUAUCAAGAAUUAUCUGAUGCCUUAGCCAAGAUGUUCAAUUCCUUCACUAUUGGUAUGACAUAUUUACUUCUUAUAUUUUCUAUGAAUUUAACUCUUUAUCAUGAACAAAUCUAA
Molecule: messenger RNA, 573 nt
Organism: Solanum stenotomum
Lineage: Eukaryota; Viridiplantae; Streptophyta; Magnoliopsida; Solanales; Solanaceae
Product: auxin-responsive protein IAA16-like
Exons: 2
Coding region: 94-573 (159 amino acids)
Biological process (GO): regulation of DNA-templated transcription
Cellular component (GO): nucleus
Molecular function (GO): protein binding
Source: RefSeq, a predicted model, not a curated record